Messenger RNA from Coniosporium apollinis CBS 100218, 1080 nucleotides. Its product is annotated as guanine nucleotide-binding protein alpha-3 subunit. Gene Ontology annotation, cellular component: heterotrimeric G-protein complex. The record is from RefSeq and is a predicted model, not a curated record. The coding region runs from base 1 to 1080 and encodes 359 amino acids. The transcript is spliced from 6 exons. Lineage: Eukaryota; Fungi; Ascomycota; Dothideomycetes. Gene Ontology annotation, biological process: adenylate cyclase-activating G protein-coupled receptor signaling pathway. Gene Ontology annotation, molecular function: GTPase activity; GTP binding; G-protein beta/gamma-subunit complex binding.
AUGGGCGUAUGCAUGAGCUCCACCGGCGGCGGCGAGAACAAUGGAGAGGAGAGCAAGAAGCGGAGCCAACAGAUUGACAAGAAACUGGAGGAGGAUUCGCGGCGCCUACGGAGGGAAUGCAAGAUCCUACUCUUGGGUUCCGGCGAGAGUGGCAAAUCCACCAUCGUGAAGCAAAUGAAGAUUAUACACCAGAACGGCUACUCAGCGGAAGAACUCGCCAUGUACCGGCUGACGGUAUACAAGAACGUCAUCGACUGUGCAAAGUCACUCAUCGGAGCCAUGAGGCAGUUCGACAUCGAGCCAGAGAUUGAGGGCAAUGGCGCAUACUGCGACUAUCUCAUGGAGUACACCGUGGACCCCGAUCCAGAAAAGACGUUGGAGCCGAAGGUUGGCCAGGCUGUUACUUCCUUAUGGAAAGACCCUUGCGUGCAGAAAGUGUUGGAGCACUCAAGCGAGUUCUAUCUCAUGGACUCGGCACCAUACUUCUUUGAUGAAGUAGGGCGAAUAUGUGCGCCUGACUACACUCCCAACGAAGCAGACGUCCUUCGAGCGCGUACAAAGACGACAGGUAUCUAUGAGACUCGCUUCACAAUGGGCCAACUCAGCAUACAUAUGUUUGACGUCGGCGGUCAAAGAAGUGAGAGAAAGAAGUGGAUUCACUGCUUCGAAAACGUGACUUCGAUCAUCUUCUGCGUCGCCUUGAGCGAGUAUGACCAAGUUCUGCUUGAAGAGAGUAGCCAGAACCGCAUGAUGGAGAGUCUGGUACUCUUCGACUCAGUCGUUAAUUCCAGAUGGUUCAUGCGUACCAGCAUUAUCCUGUUUCUAAAUAAAGUCGAUCUGUUCAAGCAGAAACUUGCGAGGUCUCCUCUAGGGAACUACUUCCCCGACUAUUCCGGAGGCAACGAUGUCAACCGAGCGGCGAAGUACCUGCUUUGGAGGUUCAAUCAAGUGAACCGAGCUCACUUAAACUUAUACCCUCACCUUACUCAAGCCACCGACACGUCGAACAUUCGCCUCGUCUUUGCCGCUGUCAAGGAGACCAUUCUGCAGAACGCGCUGAAAGACUCGGGGAUCUUGUGA